GAAUUCGUUCGUACUCUGUCUCUCUGUCUCUUCUCUGCAACGCAAUCAUAUGAAAUGAAAAUGAAAAUCAUAAUAAUUCACGUUAUUGUCGCGCACACACUUUUUUGAAUCACACUCUAACACUACAUUACAUUUCAUUUAUUCAACCAAACCAAACUAUAUAUAUAUUAUCAAUUUCAUUUCAUCCUUUAAACUGAAAAAACUUGGAGGAAUAAUACACAAAAUAGAAUCUCGAUUUUGAAUUAGGGUUUUUGAGAGGUAAGAAAAUGAAGUUGAAUGGUGAAGAAGAAGAAGAGAAAGUAGUGGUUGGUUACGCCUUAACAUCAAAGAAGAAGAAAAGCUUUCUAAAACCAAACUUUAUUGCCCUUGCAAGGAAUAAGGGGAUUUUUUUUGUUGCUAUUGAUCUAAACAAGCCUAUGUUAGAACAAGGUCCAUUUGAUGUUGUCUUGCAUAAGUUGCCAGGAAAAGAGUGGCGUGAGAUUAUCGAGGAUUACAGGCAUAAACAUCCCGAAGUAACCAUCCUUGACCCUCCAGAUGCAAUUCAGCACUUGCUCAAUCGACAAUCCAUGCUACAAAAUGUGGCAGAGCUAAACUUAUCUGACUGCCAUGGGAAGGUUGGUGUUCCACAACAGUUGGUUAUCACUAAAAACGCAUCUGCAUCUACUAUCCCCUAUGAAGUCACUAAGGCUGGAAUGAAGUUACCAUUAGUUGCAAAACCAUUAGUUGUGGAUGGGAGUGCUAAGUCACAUGAAUUGUGCAUUGCUUAUGAUGAACUGUCACUUUUGAAGCUUGAACCGCCACUUGUUCUUCAAGAGUUUGUCAAUCAUGGUGGUCUUCUCUUUAAGAUUUAUAUUGUUGGCGAAACUAUAAAGGUUGUGAGGCGUUUCUCUCUACCUAAUGUCGGCAAACAUGAAUUACUUGACGUUGAUGGUUUAUUCCGAUUUCCAAGAGUUUCAUGUGCAGCAGCUUCUGCAGAUGAAGCUGAUUUGGAUCCAAAUAUUGCGGAACAUCCACCAAAACCUUUAUUGGAGAGGCUUGCAAGGGACCUCCGUCGUAGACUGGGACUCCACUUGUUCAACAUUGAUAUGAUACGGGAACAUGGGACAAAGGAUGUGUUUUAUGUCAUUGAUAUCAAUUACUUUCCAGGGUAUGGAAAAAUGCCAGAGUAUGAACAAAUAUUUAUAGAUUUCCUACUUAGCCUUGUGAAGAAUAAAGUGUAAGAAGAAGGAUGGUACUUAAACUAAGGGAAGUGUAUAGAUUGAUCCAUCCAGCAUUCUAUCCUUGGCUUAGCAGUGGUUACUUUCUUGAUAAUCAGUAACAUGUUAAUUCCAACAAAAAAAAAUAAAAAAUGGUAAUGUAACUGAAGCAUCUUGAAAAUGUGUUAAAUGGGUUCUCCCUUUCUCGCCCACUGAUCAAAAUGCCUUUGUUGCAACUUGUAAGUUAUAUGUUUAUCAACAUUAGUGGACAACUUUCAUUGCUGCUAAAUAAUUAUGUGCUUGUUAAUUCUUCUCGUUUGUUCAA
Messenger RNA from Medicago truncatula (barrel medic), 1521 nucleotides. Its product is annotated as inositol-tetrakisphosphate 1-kinase 3. Lineage: Eukaryota; Viridiplantae; Streptophyta; Magnoliopsida; Fabales; Fabaceae. The coding region runs from base 267 to 1220 and encodes 317 amino acids. Gene Ontology annotation, cellular component: cytoplasm. Gene Ontology annotation, molecular function: inositol-1,3,4-trisphosphate 5-kinase activity; ATP binding; magnesium ion binding. Gene Ontology annotation, biological process: inositol trisphosphate metabolic process. The transcript is spliced from 10 exons. The record is from RefSeq and is a predicted model, not a curated record.